UGCUGCAGAGUAAGCCUGGUUAACAGCAAGAAAGGGCCUUCUAGGUGCAAGGGCAGGAAAGGGCCCAGGUCCUCCAAGCUCCAGCCCCAAGGGAGAUGGGGUCCCUGAGGUCUUCCCGGCACUUCCCCUUGGGACCACUGCCCCCCAAGUGCUGGUUAUGGUUUGUCCCUGAGCCCCACACCUCUCAUCUCGAAUUGCCCACAGUACAGUUUAUUGAGCACCUGCUCUGUGCCAGGCAUUGGCGCAGGUGCCGGGGAUGUAGUCAGUGAACAGGUCACGCCCUGACCCCUGGAGUUUUGCCCUGUGGAGCAGACAGACAUCAGACAAGCAGAUUUUAAGACAGCAGGUCAUGUUCAGUGCCAAGAGGACAGUAAGCCAGGGACGGGGACCAAUGGGGGCUGGUCCCAGGGCCGCCUUCUGGCACAGCACACACCCCUGCUUACCUCAGCCUCCUGAGAAGCCCCCUGGCCUGUCAUCACCACCCAGAGUCUCGUCCUCUCCUCCCACCCUUUCCAACCGGCCAUGAUGCCACCUAGGAUGCAGGCCACAGCACCAGGAGCUGGCGCUCAAGUGAUCCGCCAGCCUCCACCUCCCUUCCUGCGCCAGUGGAGCCUGCAUUCUGUGCCCUGCCCCACCUGUCCCAGCCGUCCUCGUCUCCUUGUCCCUUCCACAUCGUUUCCUCUCCUUCCUUCAAACUCACAUCCCCUCUGCCCACCAUGGGCUGAACCUCUGGACUCCAUGGUCCCUCUUUUUCCUUCUUCCUCUGUCAUCCACUGUCACUCCAACCCUCCUGUCCUCAUGGAAGACGGCAGCUCCCAAGCCAUCCCUUCUCUCUGCCUUAUUCUUGACACCAUCCUGGCUGGUGUCUGCAGUCACACGGACGACACAGUACUUUGUCCCCAGCUCUCCUCCUGGUGCCCACAGCCUCUGCUUCUGCACCGCCAUCCGGGUCAUGCUGGGCCCCUUCUCCUGCCCGAUCCGCGCACCUCUUCUCUUCUUUUGUGCUCUCUGAUGCGGCUACUCCACCUGACAGAGCCGCCUGGGACAUGGGUGGUUCCAUCUCAUUCCAAAUCCAUGUCCCAAGCCUCCAAAGAACUGGGACCCUGUGCAGCAGCCCCUUCUCCCACCACUUUCCUGAGAUCACAAGUCAUCAAAAAAGAAAAACCUACGCAUAUAGUACCCAUCUUUUCACCUAGAAAUAAAGCUACAUUUAUUAUACGUUUUGGUGCACUUUGCACAAGAAAAUAGAAUGCUUUAUUUUUGGAAGUAAGAAUUACUGAUGAGCAACCAUAAAUAGUUUUUAAAUGUAGACCUUUUAAAUUAUAUUGCAUUUUAUAAAAAUGUUACUAAGUAUAUGAUGAGAAAUUACCAAUAAAUAUCUUUAUCUGUUUCCA
This is a messenger RNA of Gorilla gorilla gorilla (western lowland gorilla), 1394 nucleotides long. RefSeq lists its product as uncharacterized. NCBI's taxonomy places the organism in Eukaryota, Metazoa, Chordata, Mammalia, Primates, Hominidae. Bases 523 to 1248 code for a protein of 241 amino acids. The transcript has a single exon. The record is from RefSeq and is a predicted model, not a curated record.